UUAACUGAAACUCAAUAUCAACUAUAGAUUUUCAGGAAUCCCUAUUUCUGCAAGCUCUGGUCAACAAAACAAUCCAGUAAUACCCCUCUCUACCUCUAUAUAAGACCUCCAAAGCAAAGAUGCUUUUGCCAAAAACAUCAAACUCUUCCAUUCAUUCACACUUGUAGUAAACUCUAAGACUUCUUGCCACUGUUUCCUACGUAGAAAAGUGAUAAACUUAAUCAUAAUUAUCUACUUCGCUACAUAAAGAUGGAGCUGCCAAAGGAAGCAGAAACAAGAGAAGUUGAUGGAGAGAAAUGGGUUUAUGAUUCUUCUUUGGAUCAUAAAGGAAGGGUUCCUCUCCGGGCUCGCACUGGUGUUUGGAAAGCAUCUCUGUUUAUCAUCGCAAUUGAAUUUAGUGAGAGGCUUAGCUACUUUGGGAUAGCAACUAGUUUAAUCAUUUAUCUGACAAAAGUGAUUCAUCAAGAUCUUAAGACGGCUGCAAAGAGUGUCAACUACUGGUCUGGUGUCACUACUUUGAUGCCUCUUUUUGGAGGAUUUCUUGCUGAUGCUUACUGGGGCCGAUACUCAACUGUUUUGGUUUCAUCUAUAAUCUAUCUUACGGGUUUGAUUCUGUUGACAAUGUCCCAAUUUGUUCCAAGUCUAAAGGCUUGUGAUGCAACUGAUGAGUGUGGUCAAGCCAGAAAGAUACAUGAAGUGGUAUUCUUCCUUGCCAUUUAUUUGGUCUCCAUAGGGACUGGAGGACAUAAACCUUCCCUCGAGAGUUUCGGAGCAGAUCAAUUUGACGAUGAUCACUGCGAGGAAAGAAAGAAAAAGAUGUCAUUUUUUAACUGGUGGAACUUUGGACUUUGCAGUGGACUUCUCCUUGGUGUGACAGUAAUUGUUUACACACAAGACCAUGUCAGUUGGGGUGUUGCAUAUAUUAUUCUUGCACUUGUUAUGGCGAUAUCACUAGCCAUCUUCAUUAUUGGAAGACCAUUUUACCGAUAUCGAGCAACAUCAGGCAGCCCUUUGACGCCAAUGUUGAAGGUUCUUGUAGCUGCCAUAAGAAAGAGAAAGCUGCCUUAUCCCUCAAAUCUGGCUCAUUUAUAUCAGCUCUCCAAGUCACAGAUGGGCCGAGGGAGGCUUCUCGGCCAUACUCAGAAGCAUAGGUUUCUUGACAAAGCGGCUAUUCUUGAAGGCACAGAAAAUUCUGCUGAAAAGCAAAGCCCUUGGAGACUAGCAACAGUGACUGAGGUAGAGGAAUUGAAGUUAAUUAUCAACAUGAUCCCAAUAUGGUUAGCGACAUUACCAUUCGGGAUCUGUGUAGCACAAACAUCAACAUUCUUUAUUAAGCAAGGCACCAUGUUGAACAGAAAAAUCGGUAACGGUUUCGAGAUUCCUUCAGCUUCUAUUUUCGCACUCGGUGCUGUUGGAAUGAUAAUCUCCGUAACAAUUUAUGAGAAGAUCUUGAUACCAACAGUAAGAAAGGCAACAGCAAAUGAACGAGGCAUUACAAUACUUCAAAGAAUUGGUAUUGGAAUGGGUUUCUCCAUUGCUACAAUGGUAGUUGCAGCAUUGGUUGAGAAAAAGAGGCUGGAUGUUGUGGAGCAGAACCCAUUAAAGGGUUCACUCUCAAUGAGUGUGUUUUGGUUGGCUCCACAAUUUGUCAUCAUGGGCAUUGGAGAUGGGUUUGCAUUAGUGGGAUUGCAGGAAUAUUUUUAUGAUCAAGUUCCUGAUUCAAUGAGGAGUUUGGGCAUUGCCUUUUACCUUAGCGUCAAUGGAGCUGCAAACUUCCUUAGUAGUCUCCUGAUAACAGUAGUCGAUGAUGUCACAGAGAGAAAUGGGAAGAGUUGGUUUGGCAAGGACCUAAAUACUAGCCGCUUGGACAAUUUUUAUUGGCUUUUGGCAGCCAUGGCUGCUGCGAACUUGAUCAUCUAUGUGUUCUUGGCUCGCCGAUAUUCAUAUAAAAAUGUGCAGGGAGGUGUGGUUGUAGCUGAUUGCCCUGAACAUAAUAUUGGAGGUGACUCAAUGGCUUAAAAUACUGCCAAAGAUUACCCUAAUUAAUCCUUAUACGUAACCAUUAUAUUAAUGUUGUAGCAUGUAUAAUGUUACUUGAAUAUUUGUAGCAAGUAGUUCUGCGGUUUUUAUUUUAAUUAGAUUUUGAUUAGUCUUUUUCUUUUUCUUUUGAUAUGUUUUAAUGUAAUUAUCAUUUUAUUAAUAAAGGUAAAUAAAAGACUUUAAAUUAUAUAGU
Messenger RNA from Ricinus communis (castor bean), 2233 nucleotides. Its product is annotated as protein NRT1/ PTR FAMILY 5.6-like. NCBI's taxonomy places the organism in Eukaryota, Viridiplantae, Streptophyta, Magnoliopsida, Malpighiales, Euphorbiaceae. Gene Ontology annotation, cellular component: membrane. The transcript has 4 exons. The record is from RefSeq and is a predicted model, not a curated record. Gene Ontology annotation, biological process: dipeptide transport; transmembrane transport. The coding region runs from base 250 to 2019 and encodes 589 amino acids. Gene Ontology annotation, molecular function: dipeptide transmembrane transporter activity; tripeptide transmembrane transporter activity.